This is a messenger RNA of Strongyloides ratti, 1092 nucleotides long. RefSeq names its product Sugar transporter SWEET1. Gene Ontology annotation, cellular component: membrane. The record is from RefSeq and is a predicted model, not a curated record. NCBI's taxonomy places the organism in Eukaryota, Metazoa, Nematoda, Chromadorea, Rhabditida, Strongyloididae. Gene Ontology annotation, biological process: carbohydrate transport. Gene Ontology annotation, molecular function: sugar transmembrane transporter activity. The transcript is spliced from 2 exons. Bases 1 to 1092 code for a protein of 363 amino acids.
AUGUUUGAAAUUUUUUAUGAAGUUUCUUUGUUAAAUUUUUUAUCACUCCUAGCAUUUGUCACCACAGUGGCAUUAUUUUUUUGUGGUACAGCAAUUUGUAGACAAAUAUGGAGAAGAAAAGAUACUAAAGAAAUUUCUGGAGCACCAUUUUUAAUGGGUAUAUUAGGUGGCACAUGUUGGUUAACAUAUGGAUAUUUAAAGCCUGAUUCUACUGUUAUAUAUGUAACAUCAGUACAAUGUAUUCUUUAUAUAUCAUAUUCUACAUUUUAUUGGAUAAUGACAAAAGAUAAAUUAUGGAUAACAUUUCAAUUAGGUGGAAUUUAUACAAUAUGUGCUUCACUUAUUCUUUCUGUAUAUUUUUUUGGUCAUAAAGUAUACCAUCCUUUAGGUAUAAUAUGUGUUACAUUAAAUGCUAUGGAUUUUGGAGCUCCAUUAGCUGGUAUUCAUGUUGUUUUACGUAAAAGAGCAACAUCAACACUUCCUUUGCCAUUAUGUAUUGCUAAUUUUGCUGUUAGUACAGAAUGGUUUUUAUAUGGAUUGUUAAAAGAAGAUUUAUAUAUUAUUGUUCCUAAUGGUAUUGGAAGUUUUCUAUCAACACUUCAAAUUAUUAUUUUCCUAGUUUUACCACGAAAACAUGGAAGAGAAAUUCCAAUUGUAUGGUUAUUUAAAAAAUUAACCUGUCGAACUUCAGUAAAACCUGAUAUUGAAUGUGAACCACAAAUAGUUAAUUAUCAUGAUGAGGAAGAUGUUAAAGAAGAAAUUCCUGAUAGAAGUAUAAAAGGUCGUUUAAAUAGUUUUAGACAAUCAAUUCCUAAAUUAAUAAGAAAACCAUCAGAAAUGAUAGCACAUAUUGGUUCAGAUAUUGCAAAUUAUCAGCACAGAGAUCCAUUUGACUAUCAUCCAGAAAUCGAUGAAUCAGAUGAUUCUGAUUCAGAAAGUAUUAAUGAUGCCGCAAAUCGAUUCUCUCAAAGUAUGUUUGCCCAAAUUCAAAAAGAUCGUGGGGUAUCUUUCAAAACAAGAGACAGAGGCCAUUUGCGUAAACGUCAAUUAUCUCUUCCUAAUAUUUAUGAAGCUAUAGAAAAAGAGAAAUAA